Brettanomyces bruxellensis is the source of this 915-nucleotide messenger RNA. RefSeq names its product 2-isopropylmalate synthase (Alpha-isopropylmalate synthase) (Alpha-IPM synthetase) (gene LEU4). Gene Ontology annotation, molecular function: 2-isopropylmalate synthase activity. The record is from RefSeq and is a predicted model, not a curated record. The transcript has a single exon. NCBI's taxonomy places the organism in Eukaryota, Fungi, Ascomycota, Pichiomycetes, Pichiales, Pichiaceae. Gene Ontology annotation, cellular component: mitochondrion. Bases 1 to 915 code for a protein of 304 amino acids. Gene Ontology annotation, biological process: L-leucine biosynthetic process.
AUGUUUAGAAGAACCGCGGUGGCAUUCCAAAAGCAGGUGAAAAGGGUCCCCUAUGCAAAUAUGCUAAGGGAUCCAUCAUCCAAAUACAAACGUUUUCAAGGAAUAUCGCUUCCAGACAGGACAUGGCCAAACAACAAACUUGAUAAGGCGCCUCGUUGGUUAGCCACUGAUCUUCGUGAUGGUAACCAAUCCCUUCCUGACCCAAUGUCAGUUGAGCAGAAAAAGGAAUAUUUCCAUAAGCUGACAGAGAUUGGCCUUAAGGAGAUCGAAGUUGCCUUUCCUUCAGCCUCUCAGACGGACUUUGACUUUACCAGAUAUGCAGUUACCCAUGCUCCAGAUGAUGUUUCUAUUCAGGUCCUAGUACAAUCCAGAGAACACUUGAUUCGCAGAACUAUUGACUCUCUCAAGGAUGCAAAGAAGGCAAUAGUGCACACAUAUAUGGCAACUUCGGAUCUUUUCCGAAAUGUUGUUUUUGGAAUGAGUCGUCAGGAUCAGCUCAAGAUGGCCGUGAAGACAGCAAAGUUUGUGAGGUCCCUUACUAAGGAUGAUCCGUCGAAAAACAUGACUCAUUGGUCAUAUGAAUUUUCACCUGAGUGCUUUUCAUCAACCCCUACUGAAUAUGCCGUCGAGAUAUGUAAGGCGGUCAAGGAUGCAUGGGAGCCUUCAAAAGAGAACCCAAUCAUAUUUAACCUUCCUGCAACCAUUGAAAUGUCGACACCAAAUGUUUACGCUGAUCAAAUCGAGUAUUUCUCUAGACAUAUUGGUGACAGAGACCAUGUUGUCAUAUCUCUCCAUAGUCAUAAUGAUCGUGGAUGUGGUGUUGCAGCUACAGAACUUGCUUUACUGGCUGGUGGUGAUCGUGUGGAAGGAUUUUAUUUGGUAACGGUGAAAGAACAGGAAAUGUUGAUUUGGUGA